UCCUUCAUUGCAACAAACCGUCCGCUUCUUUUGGUGUAUAUUGUGCAAUCGAUCAAUGGUUUCGCCCCUCCACGAAAGCCCUGAUUCCAUCCGUUUUCAAAAUCAUUUGUCUGAGAUGCCUUUUAUUGGACCCCCAUCACUCUCAAUUUCCACAACUCACACACAAUAAUCAAGUUCGCCUUCCUGUUUUUAGCUGGAGACCAACCGCAUUGCGAUCAUCGUCAUGUUUGAGGCCCAGGCUCUGCAUUUGAUUCGAAAAUACUUGGGAGAGUAUGUUCAUGAUCUCUCAUUAGAGACAUUAAGGAUCAGUGUUUGGCAAGGUGAUGUUGUCCUCGAAGAUUUAAAAUUGAAGGCAGAGGCACUAAACUCUUUAAAUCUUCCGGUUUCUGUCAAAGCUGGUGUAGUGGGCACCAUAACUCUAAAGGUUCCUUGGAAAAGUUUGGGUAACGAACCUGUGAUUGUUCUCAUUGAUCGCAUAUUUGUUCUUGCUCACCCAACUCCUGAUGGACGGAAUCUUAAAGAGGAGGACAGGGAAAAAGUUUUUGAAGCUAAAAUUCAACAAAUUGCGGAAGCAGAAUCAGCAACUCUGGAAGCGAUAUCUGGGUCGAAGCUGGAAAGUCCAUCUCCUGGAAAUUCAUGGCUUGGUUAUCUGGUUGCUACAAUUGUUGGAAAUCUGAAGAUAACUAUCAGCAAUGUACAUAUCAGAUAUGAGGAUUGCAUCAGUAAUCCUGGUCAUCCGUUUUCUUCUGGUGUUACCCUGGCUAAGCUUGCUGCUGUUACUAUGGAUGAGAAAGGGAAUGAGACCUUUGAUACCAGUGGUGCUCUUGAUAAGUUGCGUAAGUCUUUGCAACUGGAGAGGCUUGCUAUGUAUCAUAAUUCGGAUAACCUGCCUUGGAAGAUAGAUAAGAAAUGGGAAGAUCUUAGUCCCAAAGAAUGGGUUGAGGUAUUUGGAGAUGGUAUAAACGAACCUCCUGCUGACAGUGAAGUGGUAUCUAUGUGGGCUAUGAAUCGCAAUUACUUGGUGUCACCAAUCAACGGAGUACUCAAGUAUCAUCGACUUGGAAAUGAAGAAAGAAAUGACCCAGAUAUCCCUUUUGAGAAGGCUUCUCUUGUCUUAAGUGAUGUCUCCUUGACUAUUACAGAGGCACAAUAUCGUGAUUGGAUAAAACUUUUAGAAGUUUUUUCAAGAUAUAGGACAUAUGUUGAAAUUUCCCAUUUAAGACCUUUGGUUCCAGUUUCGAAGGAGUCUUAUGCUUUGUGGUGGCGGUAUGCAGCUCUGUCGUCAUUGCAUCAGAGAAAACUGUGCUAUCGGUUCUCAUGGGAUCAAAUUCGGCAUAUGUGCCAGCUUCGUCGACUUUACAUUCACUUGUAUGCCGGUUUGCUACAACAGUCAUCACGUCCUGAAAACUUAGAAAUUCGAGACAUUGAGAAAGAUCUUGACUCAAAAGUAAUUCUUCUAUGGAGGUUACUUGCACAUGCGAAGGUUGAAUCUGUGAAGUCUAAGGAAGCAGCUGAACAGAGAAGGCUUCAUAAGAAAAGUUGGUUUACAUUGGGAUGGAAUGCACAAUCUGAAGAUACAUCUGAUGGUGAUGCUUUUGAUGGAUCACAAUUUACGGAGGAAAGGAUGAGUAAAGAAGAAUGGAAAGCAGUCAAUAAGUUACUCAGUUACCAGCCAGAUGAGGAAUUGGUGUCAUAUUCAGGGAAGGACAUGCAGAACAUGAUCCAAUUUUUGGUAACUGUAUCUAUUAACCAAGCUGCUACGAGGAUCAUCAACAUAAACCAGAUGGAGAUUGUUUGUGGUAGAUUUGAACAACUCCAUGUGUCAGCAAAAUUUAAACAUCACAGUACCUACUGUGACGUAACGUUAAGAUUCUAUGGUGUCUCAGCCCCUGAAGGUCCACUUGCUGAGAGUGUCUGCAGUGAGCAAAAGGUGAAUGCAUUAACUGCUAGCUUUGUACAGUCACCUAUGGGAGAGAAUGUUGAUUGGAGGUUGUCAGCUACAACUUCCCCCUGCCAUGUUACGGUUUUGAAGGAAAGUUAUGAUCGUUUUUCUGAGUUUGUGAAGAGGAGUAAUGCAGUUAGUCCUACUGUUACACUGAAAACCGCUAGUAAAUUGCAGACGAAGAUCGAAAAAGUGACUCGUCGAGCACAUGAGCAGAUUCAGACGGCGCUUGAGGAGAAAAGCAGAUUUGCUCUGGACAUUGAUCUUGAUGCUCCAAAAGUUAGGAUUCCUCUAAGGGCACGUGAAUCUUCCAAAUGCGACAGCCAUUUUCUUUUGGAUUUUGGUCAUUUUACAUUGCAUACCAUGGAGAGUCAGUCUGAUGAACAGAGGCAGGAUUACUCUCACUUCUACAUAUCAGGAAGGGAUAUUGCUGCUUUUUUCACAGAUUGUGGUUCUGAUUGCCAGAACUGCACUUUGGUGAAGCCAAAUUCUAGUGAUCAAUCAACGGUGAUGUCACCUAGGUUGGAGAAGGUUGACAAUUUUUAUUCUCUUAUUGAUAGGUGUGGGAUGAAAGUAAUUGUUGACCAAAUCAAGAUUCCUCACCCAAGUUUCCCACCCACACGUGUUUCUGUUCAAGUGCCAAAACUUGGCAUUCACCUUUCUCCCGCAAGAUACUGCAGACUUAUGGAACUUCUGAACAUAUUGUAUGCUGCUAUGGAUGCCCGUGUUCAACCUAGUGUUGUUGAUUUCCAAGCUGGAGUGGCUUCUUGGAGUGCUACAGAUCUUGCUACUCAUGCUAAAAUCCUAGUUUGGCGGGGUAUUGGAAACUCUAUUGCUUCGUGGCAGCCCUGUUAUGUCGUUUUAUCUGGAUUUAAUCUUUAUGUCUUGGAAUCUGAAAAAUCUCAAAAUCACCAGCGGCACUUGAGCAUGGCUGGAAGACAGUUGCAUGAGGUUCCACCAACGAAUAUUGGUGGGUCUCCAUUUUGUAUCGCUGUGAGCCCAAGAGGGGUGGACACUCAGAAAGUUUUGGAGUCAUCAGGUACCUGGGUUAUUGAAUUCCGAGGGGAGGAAGAGAAGGUCACCUGGUUGAGAGGACUUACACAAGCCACUUACCAAGCUUCUGCACCUCCACCAGUUGAUGUACUAGGAGAAACAAGUGCUGAUAUAAGUGAAGACGAUGAUCCUCAAACAGGAAAUUCAAAGGCUGUUGAUCUUUUUAUUAGUGGGGAAUUGGUGGAGACAAAGCUGUGCAUAUAUGGGAAGACAGGAGAGGGUGCUGCCGAGAAACUAGAAGAACGGCAGAUUCUUGAGGUUCUUGCUAGUGGUGGAAAGGUGACAAUGAUUAGUUCAGCGAGCGAGCUUCUGGUUCAGACAAAGUUGCAUUCACUGCAAAUUAAGGACGAACUGCAGGGUCGUAUGUCUGGCAAUUCACAGUACUUGGCUUGUUCUGUGCUGAAAUAUGACAGUUCACUUGAAUCUAAACAAACUUGUGAGGAUGGGAAUGAGAUGUCUGUGACACACCUAGAUGAUGAUGAUGGGGGUGAUGAUGACGGGGAUGAUGAUGAUGAUGAUACUUUUAAGGAUGCUCUGCCUGAAUUUAUUUCUCCGUCUGACGCUGGUGCUCUUCCACAAUAUACGGAUAUGAUGGAUGCCUCCGGAUACGAGUCUGAUGAAGUGAAAAUUCAUGAACAAGAUUUAAUACAAGGAAAAGGACUCUCUGGGGAGAUAUUUUAUGAUGCACAAGGUGGUGGUGAUUUGGAUUUUGUAUCAGUUACCUUCUCAAAGAAGGGUCCUAGUUCUCCUGUUUAUGAUGGUACAGACACACAGAUGAGCAUUCGCAUGUCCAAGCUGGAGUUUUUUUGUAACAGACCCACACUUGUUGCUUUGAUUGGAUUUGGCCUUGACCUAGGUUCUGGGAGUAAUACAGCAAGUGCUGUAGAUGUAAAUGAAACUUCGAAGGAUAAGACGGACAAAGAAAAGGCUGAAGAAAGUGGUUGUAUUGAAGGGUUGCUGGGAUAUUAUAAAGCUCGAGUUGUAUUUGAUUUGAACAUGGAUAUUGAUAAUGUCACUGUGUUUCUAAACAUGGAGGAUGGAUCUCAGCUGGCAAUAUUUGUGCAAGAAAGUUUCCUGUUUGAUUUUAAGGUCCAUCCUACAUCCCUUUCUAUUGAAGGCACAUUGGGAAAUAUGAGACUCCGAGAUAUGUCACUUGGAAUAGAUAAUUGGUUGGGUUGGCUAUGUGAUAUACGUAAUCCAGGAGUUGAAUCACUUAUAAAGUUCAAAUUCAAUUCUUUCAGUCCCGGGGAUGAUGAUUAUGAAGGGUAUAAUUACCACUUGUGUGGGCGACUUUCUGCUGUUCGAAUUGUUUUUCUCUAUAGGUUUGUUCAAGAGAUAACAGUUUAUUUCAUGGAGCUUGCCACCCCACAUACAGAAGAAGUAAUAAAACUUGUUGAUAAGGUUGGCGAUUUUGAGUGGUUAAUUCAGAAAUCUGAAAUUGAUGGAGCUGCUGCUUUGAAGCUGGAUCUCACACUCGACACUCCAAUAAUUAUAGUUCCAAGAAAUUCAAUGAGCAACGAGUUCAUUCAACUUGAUGUGGGUCUUCUGAAGGUCAGAAAUAAAAUAAGUUGGCAUGGAUUGCCUGAGAAAGAUCCUUUUGCCGUUCGUCUUGAUAUCAUUCAUGCUGAGUUUCUUGGAGUAAACAUGUUUGUGGGAAUUGAUGGUUGUAUUGGUAAACCAUUGAUUCAUGAAAGCAGAGGGCUUGAUGUUUAUGUUCGACGGAGUUUGAGGGAUGUUUUUAGAAAAGUCCCAACAUUUUCCUUGGAAGUUAAGUUUGACUAUUUGCAUGGUGUAAUGUCUAACAAAGAAUAUGAUGUUGUUCGUAGCUGUACAACUAUGAAUUUGAAUGAAGCCCCUAGGCUCCCUCCAAGUUUCCGUGGCAGCAAAUCUGCUUCUAAAGAUACAAUAAGGCUAUUGGUUGAUAAGGUCAACAUGAAUAGUCAGAUGCUUCUAUCACGUAGUGUAACCAUUUUGGCCGUCGAAAUCAAUUAUGCACUGUUGGAGUUGUGUAGUGGCACACAUGAGGAAUCACCUUUAGCUAGAAUAGCUCUAGAAAGCCUUUGGGUAUCAUACCGCAUGACGUCAUUGUCAGAAACAGACCUCUAUGUGACUAUUCCUACUUUUUCUGUUCUCGAUAUCCGCUCCAAUACGAAGCCUGAAAUGCGACUCAUGCUUGGAUCAGCUGCCGACGCUUCCAAACAAGCUUCCACUGGAAACUUUCCAUGCUUAAACAAGAGUAACAUUAGCAGAGUGAAUUCUGAAGCAGGUAAGUUGGAUGUGUCAAUUUCAACAAUGUUCUUGAUGGACUAUAGAUGGAGAUUGUCUUCCCAAUCAUCUGUGUUUCGACUUCAACAUCCUCGAGUACUCGUUGUGCCGGAUUUCCUUCUUGCUUUGGGUGAGUUCUUUGUGCCAUCAUUGGGAGCAAUGACUGGAAGGGAAGAAACAAUGGACACCGAGAAUGAUCCAAUUAGAAAAAAUAACAGCAUUAUACUUGCUGAUAGUGUGUAUAAACAGAAUGAAGAUGUUGUGCACUUGUCACGGAGUAGACAGUUGGUUGCUGAUACUCAGGGCAUCGAUGAGUAUACAUACGAUGGUUGUGGAAAGACUAUCGUCUUAAGUGAAGAGAAUGAAGCAAAUGGGUCACACCCUGCCCAAUUUUGUCCCAUUGUUAUAAUUGGGUGUGGCAAGAGGUUGCGAUUUGUCAACGUAAAAAUUGAGAAUGGUUAUCUUUUGAGAAAGUAUACAUACUUGAGCAAUUAUAGCAGCUAUUCAGCGUCACCAGAAGAUGCUGUUGACAUAAAUUUGAUGGAUACUAUAAGUUCUGACAAUGACAAGAAGAUUGCAGACAAUCAAGAGUUAACAAACACUCCAAAUACUUCAUGCUUACAAGAUGGCCCCGAAGCUGUGCAGAGUUUCACUUUUGAAGCUCAGGUUAUUUCUCCAGAGUUCACAUUCUUUGAUAGUACCAAAUCUUACUCGGAUAAUUCAUCUUACGGCGAAAAACUUUUGCGCGCAAAAAUGGAUUUAAAUUUCAUGUAUGCAUAUAAGGAAAAUGAUACCUGGAUCCGUGCCAUGGUGAAGGAUCUGACAGUUGAGACCGGUUCUGGUCUUAUCAUCCUGGAUCCAUUGGAUAUUUCGGGGGGAUAUACUUCCAUCAAAGAGAAAACUAACAUUUCUCUGAUUUCAACUGAUAUUUGUGUUCAUCUUUCAUUAGGCGCAAUCUCUCUUCUACUUAACCUCCAGAAUAAAGCUACUGCAACAUCACAAUUUGGAAAUGCAAUUCCCCUGGCUCCUUGCAUCAGUUUUGACAGAAUUUGGGUGUCGCCUAAAGAGAAUGGAUCUCACAAUAAACUUACCAUUUGGAGGCCACAAGCUCCAUCAAACUAUGUUAUAUUGGGAGAUUGUGUGACAUCUAGCCCAAUUCCUCCUUCACAGGCAGUAUUAGCAGUAAGUAAUGCAUAUGGGCGCGUUCGGCAUCCAGUGGGUUUUAAACUUAUUGGUUUUCUCUCUCAUGUCCUUGGAUUGGAAGAAAUGGAAGGCCGUACUGAUAUUGACGGUGAUUGCUCCCUUUGGAUGCCGGUUUCACCUCCAGGGUAUAUAUCAAUGGGUUGUGUAGCAAACAUAGGGAAUCGCCCACCACUAAACCAUGUUGUUCAUUGCCUGCGCUCUGACCUUGUAACAUCUACAACUUGUUCAGAAUGUUUGUUGAAUUCACCACCAAAUCAGCAUUUUACUUCUGGAUUUAGUAUUUGGCGUUUGGACAAUGUUCUUGGAUCAUUUUAUGCUCAUUCUUCAAAUACAUACCCUUCCAAAGAAAAUAUUUCUGACCUUAGUCAUCUUCUACUCUGGAAUUCAGUAUGGUCUUACACAUCUCUGGAGGAAUCUGUUCCUGAUUCUACCGCAGACAAUGAUAAUGCUAGUCAUCAAACAAGUAACCAGAGUGCUAGCUCAUCUGGGUGGGACAUUCUCAGGUCAAUGUCAAAAGCAUCUAGUUGUUACAUGUCAACCCCUAACUUUGAGAGAAUGUGGUGGGACAAGGGUGGUGGCCUCCGCCGACCAGUGUCAAUUUGGCGGCCUGUUUCACAUCCUGGCUAUGCAGUAAUAGGUGAUUGCAUUACAGAAGGAUUAGAACCACCUGCUCUGGGCAUAAUUUUUAAGUCUGAGGAUCCAGAAAUCUCUGCAAAGCCUGUGCAGUUUACUAAAGUUGCCCAUAUUACUGGGAAAGGUUUUGAUGAAGUUUUCUUCUGGUUCCCAAUAGCCCCUCCUGGUUAUUCUUCUUUAGGGUGUGUGGUUUCCAGAACAGAUGAAGCCCCAAGCACGGAUUUCAUUUGCUGCCCAAGGAUGGAUCUUGUUAGCCCAACCAACAUCAUUGAAGUGCCCAUUUCCAGAUCUUCAAGCUCAAAAGCAUGUCAGUGCUGGAGCAUUUGGAAAGUUGAAAAUCAGGCUUGUACUUUUCUUGCACGUUCAGAUACAAAAAUGCCAUCAACACGGUUGGCUUACACUAUCAGUGAUUCUGUGAAAACGAAGACACGGGAAAAUGUAACUUCUGAGAUUAAAUUGAGAUUCUUCUCUCUAACUGUUUUAGACAGCCUGCAUGGAAUGAUGACACCGCUAUUUGAUUUGACGAUUGCCAACAUCAAGUUGGUGACACAUGGUCGGCCGGAGGCUAUGAAUUCAGUCCUCAUUUCUUCUAUUGCUGCUUCAACCUUUAAUAUGCAGUUGGAAGCGUGGGAGCCCUUGGUUGAGCCCUUUGAUGGCAUAUUCAAGUUUGAAACAUAUGAUACCAAUGUGAAUUCAUCAUCAAUGCUUGGGAAGAGGGUGCACAUUGCUGCUACCAACAUUGUGAAUAUAAAUGUCAGUGCGGUGAAUCUUGAUACUUUAGUAGAAACCAUUCUUUCAUGGAGACGACAGUUAGAGCUUGACCAGAAAGCAACAAAGCUGACUGAGGAGGCUGAUACUCAUUCUGGAAGUGAAGAUCUAGCAUUUUCAGCCCUGGAUGAAGAGGAUUUACAAACUGUGGUAGUAGAGAAUAGACUUGGGAACGAUCUGUUCAUUAAAAGGAUUGAACAGAAUUCAGAGGUGGUUGACCAACUUCAUGAUGGUGACUUUGCUUCUGUCUGGGUCCCACCUGCAAGGUUUUCAGAUAGGCUAAAUGUUGCUGAGGAAGCUAGGAAAGCACGCUAUUAUGUUGCUGCACAGGUUCUUUUUGCCAAGGGCUUACCUAUAGUGGAUGACGGUAAUAGCCAUAACUUCUUUUGUGCUUUACGCCUUGUCAUUGACAGUCAAGCAACAGAUCAGCAAAAACUUUUCCCGCAGAGUGCAAGGACAAAAUGUGUGAAGCCCUUAGUUUCAGACAAAGAGUACCCGAAGAAAGGCAUUGCAAAGUGGAAUGAACUUUUCAUAUUUGAAGUUCCCCGUAAGGGGGUUGCUAAAUUGGAGGUGGAGGUAACAAACCUUUCUGCAAAAGCCGGUAAAGGUGAAGUUGUUGGUGCACUUUCUUUUCCUAUUGGGAAUCGUGCCAAUAUGUUAAAAAAGCUAGCUUCAUCAAGGAUGUUGCCUCCAUGGAAUGAUACUCAGAAUAUUGAAUCAUAUUCGUUGAAGAAAAAGUCCAGUAAUGUUGAAGAUAUGCAUGGCGAUGUUAAACUCUUUGUUUCUAUGUCUUAUUUUGAGAGGGAUACAACUGCGAAUUUUGAAAGAAAUACUGAAAGCAAGGAUGCUUCUGACAAGGACAUAGGUUUCUGGGUUAGGCUUGGAUCAGAGGGUUCAUGGGAAAGCAUUCGGUCACUGCUUCCAUUGUCAGUAGUCCCAAAAUCAUUCCAAAGCGAAUUCAUUGCAAUGGAAGUUGUUGUGAAAAAUGGAAAGAAGCAUGCCAUUUUCAGGGGUCUUGCUACCGUUGUAAAUGAAUCUGAUGUUAAUUUGGAUAUUGCAGUAUGUCGCGUGUCAAUGCUUCAGGAUUCAGGAUCAAGCGCUCGAAAAAUAAUGGUAGAAGAAAUCUUUGAAAAUCAGAGGUAUCACCCAAUAUCUGGCUGGGGUAAGUGGUCUGGUUCUCAAGGUAGUGACCCUGAGUGCUGGAGCACCAAAGACUUCUCAUGUUCAUCAAAGGAUUUUUUUGAACCUCCCCUACCUAAGGGGUGGGAAUGGAUAUCGACAUGGACUAUCGAUAAAUCCCAAUUUGUUGAUGAAGAUGGAUGGGCUUAUGGUGUUGACCAUCCAAAUCAAUGGCCCUCGACUUCUUCAAAAUCACAUAUUAAAUCUGGUAAUGAUGUUGUGCGGAGGAGGCGUUGGAUCCGAAAAAGACAACUAAUUGCUGAGAAAGGCAAAAGUUGCACAGAGAGUGGCUUCACUACGAUAAGCCCCCGAUGUUCUACUGUUUUACCUUGUGAAAGUACAUCUAAAGCAUCUGAUCAGUGUUUACGCAUUCGUCCCAGUGUUGAUUAUUCUAAGCUGCCAUACGCUUGGGGUCAUAUUAUUGUUGUUGCCAUUGCUUCAAGUUUUGCAAGUGGAAAGGACCAGCCUUUUGUAGAUCAGUGUUCACUAUAUAGUAAAAAUACUUUGCCACAUGGAAGCAAAUUUCCCAAUUUCGCUCUUAUGUUAAAUCAACUUGAAAAAAAGGAUAUACUUCUUUGUUGUUGCCCUGCUGUUGAAGGCAGGCAAAUUUGGCUCAGUGUAGGUGCAGAUGCGUCAGCCCUUCAUACUGAGCUUAAUCAGCCUGUCUAUGAUUGGAAUAUCUCUGUUAAUUCUCCAUUGAAGUUGGAAAAUCGAUUAUCUUGUCCAGCUGAAUUCACAAUAUGGGAAAAAACAAAAGAACGGAACUAUAUUGAACGAGAGCAUGGAACCAUAUCUUCACGGAAGAGUGCUCAUAUAUAUUCAGUGGAUAUCCAAAGACCAAUAUAUCUUUCAUUUUUUGUACAGGGUGAUUGGAUUUUGGAAAAGGACCCGGUUCUUAUUUUGGAUCUUUCUUCCGGUGAUCACAUUUCGCAUUUCUGGAUGUUCCACCAGCAAAGUAAAAGGAGAUUGCGUGUGAGCAUUGAACAUGAUAUGGGAGGAACCAGUGCUGCACCUAAGACGAUAAGGUUUUUUGUUCCAUAUUGGAUCAUUAAUGAUUCGUCUCUGCCUUUAGCUUAUCAAGUGGUAGAAAUUGAAGGUUCGGAUACUGCAGAUGUGAAUUCACACUCACUAUCUAAAGCAGUUAAAUCGGCAAAACAUUCAAGUACUGAAAGGAAAAAUUCAGGUCCAAGGAGAAACAUUCAAGUACUUGAAGCUAUUCAGGACACCAGUCCAAUAGCUAGUAUGCUUUCGCCACAAGACUUUGCCGGCCGUAGUGGUGUUACACUGUUUACAUCACAAAAGGAUACAUAUGUGUCCCCACGUGUUGGUAUUGCUGUGGCUCUCAAAGAUUCUGAAAUUUACGGCCCUGGGAUUUCUCUUCUUGAGCUUGAAAAGAAGGAACGUGUUGACUUAGCAGCAUUCGCUUCACGUGAGUCCUACUACAAGCUUUCAGCUCUAGUUAAUAUGACCUCUGACAGAACAAAGGUCAUCCAUCUUCAGCCAUACAUGCUAUUUGUUAAUAUGGUCGGUUUAAGUAUUUGUCUGCAGCAGUAUGAUUCUCAGACAGUAGAAUGGAUCCAUCCCACUGAUCCUCCAAAACUCUUUGGAUGGCAGACUUCUUCAAAAGUUGAGUUGUUGAAGUUACGGGUAGAUGGAUAUGGGUGGAGUACACCUUUUAGUGUUUGUAGUGAAGGGGUGAUGCGUGUUUCUUUGAAAAAUGACACUGGAAGUAAUCCGUUAUUUUUAAAGGUUGAAGUUAGGAGUGGAACGAAAAGCUCACGCUACGAAGUUAUCUUCCGCCCAAACUCCUCAUCAAGUCCUUACAGGAUUGAAAAUCGCUCCAUUUUCUUACCAAUACUCUUCCAGCAAGUGGAUGGCACUAGUGAUUCAUGGCAGUCUCUUCUUCCCAAUACAGCUGCUUCUUUCUUAUGGGAAGACCUUGGUCGACGGCAUUUGUUGGAAAUCCUUGCAGAUGGAGCUGAUCCAUCGAGCUCAGACAAGUACAAUAUUGAUGAGAUUUUUGAUUACCAGCCGGUUGAUUUGCUAGGCCCUGUCAGAGCUUUACGGGUUACCAUCCUAAAAGAAGAAAAAGUAAAUGUUGUUAGGAUCAGCGAUUGGAUGCCUGAAAAUGAACCUACAGCAAUAAUUGAUCCAUCCUCAUUCUCAGAGCUUUCCGGAAAUGUGUCUCGUCAACAGCAAUUGCAGUCCACCCCAGAAUGUGAGUUUCAUUUUAUUCUCGAGCUUGCUGAGCUUGGGGUGUCCAUUAUUGACCAUACGCCUGAGGAGAUAUUAUACCUGUCGUUGCAAAAUGUUCUUUUGGCAUAUUCUAGUGGCUUGGGCUCUGGACUUAGCAGGUUCAAAUUAAGAAUGAAAGGAAUUCAAAUGGAUAACCAGUUGCCAUUAACUCCAACACCAGUUCUAUUCAGGCCUCAGAAAAGUGGGCAGGAAACUGACAAUAUUUUGAAAAUUUCCGUUACCAUGCAGACAAAGGGAUCACUGGAUCUAUCUGUCUAUCCAUACGUGGGUUUCCAAGGGCCUGAUAACUCUGCAUUCUUAAUAAACAUUCAUGAACCUAUCAUAUGGCGCAUUCAUGAAAUGAUACAGCAGAUCAAUCUCAGUAGGUUAUAUGAUAGUAAAACUACAGCUGUGUCAGUUGAUCCUAUCAUUCAUAUUGGGAUUCUCAACAUCUCAGAAGUUCGUCUGAAAGUGUCGAUGGCUAUGUCACCUAGCCAACGGCCUAGGGGAGUCCUUGGUUUUUGGUCAUCUCUAAUGACUGCAUUAGGGAACACUGAGAAUAUGACUAUUAGGAUAAACCAAAGAUUUCAUGAGAAAGUGUGCAUGAGGCAGAGUAUGAUGAUUAGCAAUGCUAUUGCAAAUAUCAAAAAUGAUCUUCUUGGUCAGCCGUUUCAAUUGCUCUCCGGACUUGAUAUAUUGAGCAAUGCAAGUAGUGCUCUUGAUCAUAUGAGUAAAGGAGUGGCUGCUUUAUCAAUGGAUAAGAAAUUCAUUAAAAGCCGACAGAGACAGGAAAAUAAGGGUGUAGAAGACUUCGGUGAUGUUAUUAGAGAAGGGGGUGGAGCACUAGCAAAAGGUCUGUUCAGAGGAGUUACGGGCAUAUUAACAAAGCCUCUUGAAGGCGCAAAAAGCUCUGGUGUCGAGGGCUUUGUUCAGGGUGUUGGAAAAGGCAUAAUAGGAGCAGCUGCACAGCCCGUGAGUGGGGUACUGGAUCUUCUGUCAAAAACUACUGAAGGUGCGAAUGCUAUGAGAUUGAAGAUAGCAUCUGCCAUAGCUUCAGAUGAACAGGUCCUCCGGAGGAGGUUACCUCGUGUAGUCACUGGCGAUAGUUUGCUUCGGCCAUAUGAUGAGUACAAAGCACGAGGACAGGUCAUAUUGCAAUUGGCGCAAUCAGGUUCUUUCUUUGUUGAUCUAUUCAAAGUACGUGGAAAAUUUGCAUUAUCAGAUUCAUAUGAAGAUCAUUUCAUGCUGCCAAAGGGAAAAUUUCUUAUGGUUACUCAUCGAAGAGUACUAUUAUUGCAAACAAGUACAAAUAUCACUCACAGGAAAUUCAAUCCGAUGAAGGAUCCGUGUUCAGUAUUGUGGGAUGUCAUGUGGGAUGAUCUGAAAACCAUGGACUUGACACGGGGGAAGAAAGACCUACUAAAAGCUCCACCAUCACGGCUCGUACUCCAUCUAAAGACUAAACAAGCAGAUGCAAAAGAACAAGUUCGAAUCAUAAAAUGCAACAGAGGAACUCAUCAGACUCUUGAAGUUUACUCUUCAAUUGAAAGAGCAAUGAUCACAUAUGGAAGAAACCUUUCGAAGGAGCUACUGAAGAAGGCUACUAAACCAUAUUCUCCGGUUACCGACACUGCUGCCAUUGAACUGAUUCCGAAAGAAGGGGCUGCCACCUGGUCUCUUAAAUAGGGAAUCAUCGUCACCGAUAACUUAGCAUGAGUUUCCAAGACGUGCUUUCAUCUUCCGCUAUGGAUUUAUUUAUUUCGAUGUUUCGAAGGACAAUAUUUGCAAUUUGCAGAGCCCCAUAUAAACAUGGAUGCUUCGUCCUUCCUCCAAGCUU
Molecule: messenger RNA, 13115 nt
Organism: Hibiscus syriacus
Lineage: Eukaryota; Viridiplantae; Streptophyta; Magnoliopsida; Malvales; Malvaceae
Source: RefSeq, a predicted model, not a curated record